Molecule: messenger RNA, 785 nt
Organism: Spodoptera litura
Lineage: Eukaryota; Metazoa; Arthropoda; Insecta; Lepidoptera; Noctuidae
Gene: CPFL3
Product: cuticular protein CPFL family 3
Source: RefSeq, a predicted model, not a curated record
GUAUAAAAGUGCUUGUGUGUACACAGACCGUAUCACUUGCCGUAGUGGAUUUUAUAUAUCAUAAUGGCUGCUAAGUUAUUAGUCCUUUUGUGCGCGUUGGCGACAGCCCGUGCUGGUGGCCUUUACGCAGCCGCUCCCGUGGCGUCUUACGCCGCCGCUCCAUUGGCAUCAUACGCCGCAGCCCCAGUCUACAAGAGCUACGCUGCUCCCGCCGUAGCGUACUCCGCUCCCGUCGCGUACUCAGCGCCCGUUGUGAAGGCGGUUGCACCUGCAGUGUCAUCCAUCUCUUCAUACUCCACUCACACCGCACACGCCGCACCUCUGGUGGCUAAGUCUUACGCUCCUCUUGCCACUUACGCCGCUGCUCCCGUAGCAACAUACGCCGCACACGCCGCUCCCGUGGCGUACGCUGCACCCGCCGCCUACGCUGCUCCAGCGUACAGUCACGCGAGCUACGCCGCGCCUGCUGCCUACGCCGCUCCGGUUGCCACAUACGCCGCUGCCCCCGUCGCCACAUACGCCGCUGCUCCCGUGGCGUACGCUAAAUCUUACGCUGCUCCUGCGGUAACUUACGCUCACUCUGCACCCGUGGCCGCAUACGCCGCUGCUCCCGUUUACAAGUCCGCCCUGACUUACUCCGCGGCUCCUGCUGUCUCUCACGUGGCUUACAACGGCCUUUCGUCUCACUACGGCUGGUGAUCGCCUUAAACUUUGUACAAAUCUAGUUGUUUAUGUUUUGUAUAUAUACUUUUAUACAAUGAAAAUAAUAAAGUUAAAUUGGUAAA